UUUUUACCGUCAACAUCGGGUCCGGAUUCUGAUCAAUCAGCUCCUAGGGUUUCUGGUAAUUCAGAUCGGGAGGGGGGAAAGGUGCAACAUUUCGCGGCGAAGAUGGAGGGAUGGGAUCCGAGCACGAAGUCGACGCUGACGCAGAUCCCGCUCCUGACGACGAAGGCGGGUCCUAGAGAUGGACAGGCAUGGACGCAGAGGCUGAAGGAGGAGUACAAAUCUCUGAUCGCGUACACGCAGAUGAACAAGUCCAACGACAACGACUGGUUCCGCAUCUCCGCCGCGAAUCCAGAGGGGACUCGUUGGACGGGCAAGUGUUGGUACGUCCACAACCUCCUCAAGUACGAAUUCGAUCUCCAGUUCGAUAUUCCGGUGACUUAUCCGGCGACUGCUCCGGAGCUUGAAUUGCCGGAGAUUGACGGCAAGACCCAGAAGAUGUAUAGAGGCGGGAAGAUUUGCUUGACUGUGCAUUUCAAGCCUCUGUGGGCCAAAAACUGUCCUCGAUUUGGAAUAGCACACGCUCUUUGUUUGGGACUCGCACCAUGGCUUGCCGCUGAGAUUCCAAUUCUCGUCGAAUCUGGUAUGAUUAAGCACAAAGAUGAUGCCACGUCAUCCGUCGAGUCUUAGUCUAUUUGAGAUUUUCCUUGCACCUCAUACAUGUUUUUCAGUUAAAACUGUUGAAAGGUAAAUUAUGCAUUUCACUGGAUGUUUCUUGAGAUGGGCUCAUCCAACUUUACAAAUAAAUAUAAGAUAUACUGUCAGCAAUAAGUGGGUACGGUAAUAGAAAUUUCUUAUGCCAAAACAUGAACUUCUGUUUCUGUAGCUGCAUUGCAUGUUCAAAGCAUAUAUCUUUACCUCU
Molecule: messenger RNA, 859 nt
Organism: Tarenaya hassleriana
Lineage: Eukaryota; Viridiplantae; Streptophyta; Magnoliopsida; Brassicales; Cleomaceae
Product: ubiquitin-fold modifier-conjugating enzyme 1
Exons: 3
Coding region: 103-627 (174 amino acids)
Biological process (GO): protein K69-linked ufmylation
Cellular component (GO): cytoplasm
Molecular function (GO): UFM1 conjugating enzyme activity
Source: RefSeq, a predicted model, not a curated record